Molecule: messenger RNA, 1470 nt
Organism: Serendipita indica DSM 11827
Lineage: Eukaryota; Fungi; Basidiomycota; Agaricomycetes; Sebacinales; Serendipitaceae
Source: the annotation of a GenBank genome assembly
AUGCAGCCUACACCGACAAACGGAGAAAGUCGGCCUGAUUAUACUUCGAUGAUUCUCUCGCAGACCAUUCACGUCCUACCGUCGCUCGAGUUGGAAUGUGGUGCUACUCUUGAACAAGUUCCAAUCGCGUACAAGACGUGGGGGACACUCAAUGAGACCAGAGAUAAUGUCAUGGUCAUCUGUCAUGCUUUUACUGGCAGCGCAGACGUCGAAGACUGGUGGGGUCCCCUCAUGGGCCCAGGCAAGGCGUUUGACCCAUCGAGGUUCUUCAUCUUUUGCGGAAAUGUCAUGGGUUCUCCAUAUGGCUCUGCAUCCCCCGUCACAGUCAACCCCGCCACGGGACAGCCAUACGGCCCAGAGUUCCCUUUGACCACGAUCCGGGACGACGUAAGGGCCCACAAGCUUGUUCUCGAUCACCUCGGUGUACGCUCCAUCGCCGUCGUAGUGGGCGGCUCCAUGGGCGGUAUGGCUGUUCUCGAAUGGCCACUAUGCACACCACCUUCCUACGUUCGGCAUAUCAUCCCACUUGCGACCUCUGCCCGACACAGCGCUUGGUGCAUCUCCUGGUCGGAAACCCAGCGGCAGUCCAUCUACUCUGACCCACUCUUCAACUCUGGAUACUACUCUCCAUCUGAUCCACCCAAGAAUGGUCUUGCGGCUGCGCGUAUGGCCGCCCUCUUGACUUACCGGAGCAGAGAUUCGUUCGAGGGGCGUUUCGGUCGCAAACCCCAGCUCUACAUGGGGCCGAAGAAGGACAGUGCGAGCGCUAAGCCGGCGCUCAUCACACCCCCGCGGAGUCCAAACAAGAGCUCGCUUGAAGCCUUGGCAGCGCAUAACGAAGGGAACAGGAACACGACCGAUUUACCUGUCAUCCAAACCACCACGAAUGGUAUCACUGGACUUGUCACGAAUGGGGACGACAAACGGCCGGCUCCUGGUCAUGGUGGUGCCACAACUGUCUUCUCCGCGCAAUCAUAUCUCCGGUAUCAGGGUGACAAGUUUACGUCGCGAUUCGAUGCAAACUGCUACAUUCAUAUCACGCGCAAGAUGGACACUCACGACGUUGCUCGUGGUCGUGGACGGUCGUCGAACGCAAUCCACGACAAUUGGCGAGGGAUCUAUGCACAUGAAGGCUCGAAUGAGGCGCUCGCAGAGGUUCUCUCGACGCUCCCACGUGGAGCAUUGGUGAUUGGCGUCGAGAGUGAUGGCCUGUUUACGCCCUCGGAGCAGCGCGAGCUAGCGGCACAUAUCCCCGACGCCGAACUCGUAAUGAUUCAGAGUAUUGACGGACAUGAUGGUUUCCUGCUCGAGUUCCAAGAGAUCAAUCGCCACGUCCUCGGAUUUCUUCACCGCGUACUUCCAGAGUUGUACGUUGGGGAGGCAAAGGUCACAGAGAGCAAAAAAGAAGACUUUGAGGUUACACGGACUAGCACAUUUGGCGAGGCAGAGGUCGACGUUGCGAUGUGGUAA